AUGAAAAAGCCGCGCCUAUCCGACCCUACUGGCGCAAAUACAUCUACAUCUGUGGAAGCCGCGCCCUCAAUGCGAUCGGCUUCGACAAAUGUGCCGCUUUCCGAUGCUAGCGCAAAUACGUCAGCAACAGCUUGUACCAUCGAUGAUCCCGUGGCUGGCUCAUGCCCAGGCCAUGGUCUGUGCAAUGGAACGGGUGGAUCAUCUGAGUGCUCCGGAUGCCCCACAUACAACAACGUGAAGGCUGAAGUUGUGGAAGCACCAACAUCUUCCUCAUAUACGGACUCGUCCUUGCCGACGCCGUCGUCCACGUCCAGUAAGACCUUGGCCGAUGCCAAGUCGGGACCUAUUGAGGCUUUGCGAUGCACGAAUUGCCAAACCACGACAACACCACUCUGGCGCCGAGAUGAGGAUGGAAAUAACAUUUGCAAUGCUUGUGGGCUGUAUCAUAAACUCCACGGAACUCACCGACCCAUCGGCAUGCGCAAAACAGUCAUUAAGCGCCGAAAGCGACUCAUGGGCUCAGGCUCGUCUUCGAACCAGCUUCAGGCUCAACAACAGAAGCAGGCGUCAUUGCAGAACAGCAAGCCCAUGUCUCAUGCCAAGUGUUCAGAUGCCGAGGCGCCUGUACGUCCUGAGCGCGAACGAGAGGCGGCCAUGGUGCUCAUGGAAGUGGGCUCGUCACGAUGGCCGCGUGCUCCGAGCAUGUCGCCGCCGCGCUCUAGUGAUGAGGCAGUGGAAUGGCCGUAUGCCCCAUCGCACGAGGUCCCUCUGUCCACCCAUUCGGCCCGGCCGUUCCCGCCAAUGACGUAUGCACCACGGGUCUCGUUCGGUUCGCGCUUCAAAGAGCUGGAACGUCUCCGUGAUGAGCUUUACAUGGAAAGAACGCGAAUCAAUGAGCUUCUGGAGCACACGGAGCAAACGCUUUUGGAAUGGCGUCAUUCGCGCUUCAAUGUCAUGAACUACACUUCUCCAUACUCGGUUCCCAGCCUCCACACCUCGGCGUUGGAGGAGGCACCUCGCCGUCCUCGUAUACCUUACAGUCCUGCGGCGCGCGCCAUGGAUCAUGGUGCCGAUGAUGUACCAGAAAUAUCACGACUUACGCCUCCCCCACCGUCAUGGCGCGCUUGUGAGCGAAUGGUAUGA
Malassezia globosa CBS 7966 is the source of this 1143-nucleotide messenger RNA. RefSeq lists its product as uncharacterized. The transcript has a single exon. Bases 1 to 1143 code for a protein of 380 amino acids. Gene Ontology annotation, biological process: negative regulation of transcription by RNA polymerase II; positive regulation of transcription by RNA polymerase II. The record is from RefSeq and is a predicted model, not a curated record. Gene Ontology annotation, molecular function: RNA polymerase II cis-regulatory region sequence-specific DNA binding; zinc ion binding; DNA-binding transcription factor activity, RNA polymerase II-specific. NCBI's taxonomy places the organism in Eukaryota, Fungi, Basidiomycota, Malasseziomycetes, Malasseziales, Malasseziaceae.